Messenger RNA from Trichoderma asperellum CBS 433.97, 2217 nucleotides. RefSeq lists its product as uncharacterized. Gene Ontology annotation, molecular function: protein binding; pre-mRNA 5'-splice site binding. Gene Ontology annotation, biological process: RNA processing; mRNA 5'-splice site recognition. The record is from RefSeq and is a predicted model, not a curated record. Gene Ontology annotation, cellular component: U2-type prespliceosome; U1 snRNP; commitment complex. Lineage: Eukaryota; Fungi; Ascomycota; Sordariomycetes; Hypocreales; Hypocreaceae.
GCGUCUUUCAAGUAUUCUUCCAUGAGCGACUUUAACAAUUACGGCGGCUCCGAAGAGGAGUACGCGUCGGUUCGCAAAUUCGUUGCUGAAACGGAGGCGAAUCCGGACAACUUUGAGAGCUGGGAGAACCUUAUUAAAGCUUGCGAAGCUCUCGAUGGCGGCCUGAACAGAAAUUCGAGCCCUCAGGCGCUCUCCACCAUUCGCGAUGCCUACGAUCGAUUUCUGCUCAAGUUCCCGCUCUUUUUUGGGUACUGGAAGAAAUACGCCGAUCUAGAAUUUAAUAUCGCUGGCCCGGAGUCAGCUGAAAUGGUUUAUGAACGAGGUUGCGCCAGCAUAACUAACUCUGUCGACCUCUGGACCGACUACUGCUCUUUCAAAAUGGAGACAACACAUGACCCAACGCUGGUCAGAGAACUCUUUGAACGCGGAGCUACAUUUGCCGGUUUAGAUUUCCUCGCCCAUCCCUUUUGGGACAAGUACAUUGAGUACGAAGAGCGGCAAGAAGCCCAGGAUCGAAUCUUUGCCAUACAUGCUCGAAUUAUCCGCAUCCCUCUGCAUCAAUAUGCCCGCUAUUAUGAACGAUUUCGAAACCUGUCCCACACCCAACCUCUAACAGAGGUUGUGUCGGCAGAUAUACUGGCCAAAUUUCAGGCCGAAGUCGCGGCUGAGGCAGCUGCAUAUGGUGGUGCCGAACGACCAGAGCUGGAGGUUGAAAGAGACAUUCGAGGAAAGAUUGACGCCAUGUACUACGAAGUAUUCACCCAGACACAGAACGAGGUAUCAAAGCGCUGGACAUAUGAGUCGGAAAAUAAGCGACCAUAUUUCCAUGUGACUGAGCUUGAACACAGCCAGCUCAACAACUGGCGCAAAUACCUAGACUUUGAAGAAGCUGAAGGCGACUUCAACAGAAUUGUCUCGUUAUACGAACGAUGUCUCGUUACCUGCGCCUUCUACGACGAGUUCUGGUACCGGUAUGCCCGGUGGAUGGCGGAGCAGCCUGGGAAAGAGGAAGAAGUCCGCAAUAUCUAUAUCCGGGCAUCAACUCUCUUCGUUCCUAUUAGCCGACCGGGAAUUCGUAUGCAGUGGGCCUAUUUCGAGGAGAGCUGUGGCCGCGUAGACAUUGCGCUCGAUAUCCAUGCUGCUAUUCUCGUUAAGCUCCCGGACUGCGUGGAAGUGAUCAUUUCUUGGGCGAACCUUGAGCGUCGCCAGAAUGGCACUGACGCUGCUAUCCAAGUUCUCAAGGAUCAAAUCGAUGCUCCAACUGUUGAUCUGUAUACCAAGGCCGCUCUUGUGGCUGAGUGGGCAAUACUGCUAUGGAAGGGCAAGAACUCUACUGAAGAAGCCCGAGCAGUUUUCCUCAAGAACGUGCAGUGGUAUGCAGACAGCAGGAUAUUCUGGGAUAAGUGGUUCCAGUUUGAACUGGAGCAAUCCACGCCAGAUAAGGAUGCAGAGACCCAGCAAGCCGAGCGCAUCAAGCAUGUCUUUGAUGAAUUCCGUAGCAGAAGCCGGCUGCCCGCCCCAGUCAAGCGCGAAUUGGCUCAGGUCUAUAUGAACUAUCUGGUUCAACGUGGUGGCAAAGAUGCCAUGAAGGAAUUCCUGGCGGUAGACAGGCAAAUGUUUGGGCCUGCGUCUAUUGCGACCGCGUCUAAGAGUGCAGCUGGCGCCAAGGAGAACGGAGCAUCACUCGGAGAGCUUGAUGCAGCCAGCCAGCGCAAAGCUCAGACUAGAUACCUAAACUUUUACGAAGCCCACCCAGAGGCUAAUGCGGAGGCCCAGGGCUCUGCUGAUUUCAACUAGUAAAGCUCAACAACGGCUAGACGCGAGUUGGACAGGUGUUGCGGACAGCCUGCUGCUGGUAUUAUUGACAUUUCGGGAGCGUCGAUGUUAUAUCGUUUCACUAAGGUGGUGUAUGGUGGUUGUAUCAUGUCAUUUGCUGGACACUACAAGGAGUGGCGGAUUUCUUUGCUAGCCGACAGAUUUGGAUGCGAACCGCGAAUGAUACGGAGGUGGUCUUUGUUUUUUUUUUUUUUUACUCACGCAUGGUAAUUGUGUCUUCUCUCGAAAGGGAGCCGCAGAUGGAUUGAGUCUGCUUCAAAGGGAACAUGCCGCUGAAACGCGAAUGAGGUCUCUAUGAAUCUAAUAAACGAAAAUGAAAAUCAUUGGCUCAAAAAGAUUAAGUUAUAAACUAAUAAAAGAUAAACGUUCAACUACCUGUAU